Messenger RNA from Triplophysa rosa, 6110 nucleotides. It is a transcript of the gene mef2d, whose product is annotated as myocyte enhancer factor 2d. The record is from RefSeq and is a predicted model, not a curated record. Gene Ontology annotation, biological process: positive regulation of transcription by RNA polymerase II; cell differentiation. The coding region runs from base 609 to 2282 and encodes 557 amino acids. NCBI's taxonomy places the organism in Eukaryota, Metazoa, Chordata, Actinopteri, Cypriniformes, Nemacheilidae. Gene Ontology annotation, molecular function: RNA polymerase II cis-regulatory region sequence-specific DNA binding; histone deacetylase binding; DNA-binding transcription factor activity, RNA polymerase II-specific. The transcript has 13 exons.
CAUAUCUGUCCAUCACAGUGCAUUGCCAGUCAUGGUGGAUAGGACACUUUGUACAUGAAGGUUUUUGACUGUACGGGCUAAAUAAUAAUCCCGAACAGGAGUUAAGGAUUUCAUGUAUAAUUGCUGACAUUUUGUCAUCAUUUUUUAUUUUGUUGCCUGGUUUGGUCUUCGUUGCACUUUUCUCGUGUACGGGCCGCAAGAACCCUGGUGUUAAUCGCACAGAUGUGGAUCUAGUAGCUGCUCCGGACUUCAUCACCAGACCAUCAUCAUCAUCAUCACCAGAUUUUUUGGGGGGGUGUUUGGAUAUCACAACAGACACCUAUUGGAUGACUUGCACCCUGAGCGGACCAUGAUCUGACGGCCCUACCAGGAGGCCAUAGUGUUUCUUUCUUCCUUUCCUCCUCCUUUUCUUAUCAGUGGAGGAAGACAGGUGAGCCCAGCUGCCUAAGACAGGUGGCAUACGGAGAGAGAGAGAGACUCUCUCACACACAACUUUAUACUCAGAGGCGACAAGUUGCCGUUCGUGGUCCUGUCAGUCUAGAUUUUGACCUCUGACCUCACCACAAUCCCAACCCUGCCCCCACCCCGCUCGGCCAAUCACAGCAGCCAUGGGAAGGAAAAAGAUUCAGAUUCAGCGAAUUACAGAUGAGCGCAACAGACAGGUGACCUUCACCAAACGAAAGUUUGGUCUGAUGAAGAAAGCAUAUGAGCUCAGUGUGUUGUGUGACUGCGAGAUCGCCCUCAUUAUUUUCAAUCACUCAAACAAGCUCUUCCAGUAUGCCAGCACUGACAUGGACAAGGUGCUGCUCAAAUACACAGAGUACAAUGAGCCGCAUGAAAGCAGGACCAACGCAGACAUCAUUGAGGCUCUGAACAAGAAAGAGCACCGGGAUUCAGAGAGUCCGGACCCCGAAGAGCCGUUCUCCCUCACGCCUCGCACAGAGGAGAAGUACAAAAAGAUAGACGAAGAGUUUGAUAAAAUGAUGCAGAGCUAUAGACUCUCCACAGUGCCGGCGCCCACCUUUUCCAUGCCAGUCACAGUUCCGGUGUCCAAUCAGAGCCCUUUCAGCAAUCCCGGCAGCCUCGUCACCACUUCUUUCAUCACCUCCACACUCACAGACCCGCGUCUGCUGUCGCCACAGCAACCGCAGCACCAGAGGAACACGGUGUCUCCAGGCCUGCCACAGAGACCUGCUAGUGCAGGUGCUCUGCUGGGAGGUGACCUCAACAAUUCAAAUGGCGCGUGCCCGAGCCCUGUGGCCAAUGGUUACAUCAGUGCCAGGGCCUCCCCAGGACUCCUUUCAGUCUCCAACGGCAACAGCAUGGGGAAAGUAGUUCCGACCAAGUCUCCCCCUCCGCCCAGCACUCAGAUGGUGAACAGUCGUAAGCCGGACCUUCGGGUCAUCACCUCCCAGAGCGGCAAAGGCCUCAUGCAGCUGACAGAUGAAGAACUGGAGUUGGUGAGUGAGAAUGCUCAGCGGAUAGGCACCUCUCAAGUGACCCAGCCUCUUACCACACCGGUGGUUUCCGUGGCAACGCCGAGCCUCCUGACUCCAUUCUCCAUGCCUACCGCCUACAACACAGAGUACCAGCUAACAAGUGCAGAUCUCACAGCCCUCCAGGCCUUUACGCCGUCGGGUGCACUGUUGCCAAGCAACAUGACCACUUGGCAGCAGCAGCCAUCAGUAUCCCAGCAACCACAGCAGCAGCCAUCUGUUUCCCAGCAACAGUCUCAGCAGCAGCAACAACAACCACAGCAGCUAACUCUGGCCUCCCUAAGUAACCUUGUCAUGUGGGGCUCAGACAAACAGAACGGAGAGAUGGCUCACUGCAUCUCUGGUCUGGCUGCUAAUCUCAGUGUGACCUCUCAGGGCAGCUUACUCUUGGGCAGGGAGGAAGGGUUCAGCUGGCCGGUAGGAACGAUCCCUCACGGAGCGACUCUGACGGUUAACACUAACCCCAACAUCAGCAUCAAAUCCGAGCCGGUGUCUCCUAACCGGGAUCGCAGCACCCCCAGUUCCACCGUGACGGGCCUCACCGUGACCCAGUACCCGGCGACGCUGCGUAUGGAGCCCACUGGCCGCUCUCCGGUCGACAGCAUCAGCAGUAACGGCAGCUCUUACGAGGGCAGCGAUCGGGACGACGGCGGUCAGCCGCGCCCGCCCGAUUUCAACUUGAGCGCUAUGGGUCACCUCCGAGCUUCUGGAGAUCAACCUGCCCAGUCGGAGCAGCAGGAGUCAGCCAACGUCAAACGCAUGAGACUGGACGCCUGGGUGACAUAAACGCUGACGAAGAAAGAGAGAGAGAGCGACCGUCUCUCACACAUGUACACACACACUCACAAACACACCCCUAGUGGCUCUGCAUUCAGCAGCGAAUCUCAGUCCGCACUUAGACACAUGCAUGCGCCUGUAUUUCUCUCUGUCUCUCUCUCUUCCUGUCUUUCUUUCUGUCUCACUCUCAGACACGCUCAUAUUUACCGGUGUGUGUAGAUGUUUAUAUAAAAUAUGCAUAUGUGCUCACACACACACACACACACACACACACACACACACACACACACACUAGAUCUUGCCAAUCCAGGUGUACACAUGUAUACGAGACUGAAGUAAUGGACCAGACAGAAGGGCUUCUGGUCGUGUCUCUGAUCUUCUCUCCCUGCUCGGUUCAGAAUUACAGCACACGAAGGCAAUCUGGAUUGGAAAUUUUACAGGCCUUACCGCCAACCCACCUCGCCAACCCAAGGUUCAGCAGCAUUGCUUUGUUGAAACAAUACGAAUGCUUGUUAUUUUGUACAGACAAGCCUGUCAAUCUGUUUUUCCUUUUUUUUAGAUCUUGUUUUUGUAACGAUUUGUUUUUGUGGGAAGUAUCGCCAUUUGUCUCGCUUUUCCUUUUUACGUUUUUUCAUCCUUGCUCGAGCAGCUGUCUUUAGAAACGUUCCUUUGGCAAUGGAGUUAUAGUAGAAUUUACUUCGUCUUUCAAAUCUUGCAAAAACUCAGCGUUGUGUGUGUCGGCUGCGAGACACAACUCAGUCAAAACUCCACUCAUAUUCUCAAUAUUUGUUUUAUAUCACAGUCUCGCACUGGUCCUAUCGUGUGUGUGUCUGAGUUUCUGAUGAGAACGCCGCUUCUUAUCCUCAAAGAUGCAUGGACCGUAGAUGUGGAAAUGAAUCUCUAUCUGUCCUGCAGGAAACGCGUUUGCGUGUUCUCGGGCUGCUGUGUGUUUUGGAGCGCGUGGUUGUUAUCCUUCAAUUCUGCUUGUUUACGACGACAGCGGUCUGGCACAUUAUGCUGUAUUUAUUAUUUGUCUGGAUAAUUCAGAGAAUAAUUAGUGAACCGUCUGGCUCAGUUAUGCUUAUGAUUAAUUUAAGAUUCUAGAAAAAGUAAAAAAGUUGUGGAUAAAGCCUGAGUUGUUUGGAACUCAGGGUAACGUGUUUUUAGACGUUAGAGGACGUGUAUAUACAACAUUUUUCUCAGUGUUUCAGUAAAAGUUUAUGUAUAGCAAAACGGUUGAUGUCAAACACAGAACCCGGCAGAAAGCAAGGAUAUUUAAGUUCUAGAUAACUCAGCUGGGUCAUUUUUGUAGAUCUCUAGAGCUCAGAGAGAUCUGGAAAGAGUCUGUCUGGAGCCCUUGUAGCGCUGUGUGUGCUGAGAGAGUAGAGGAGAUGAGAUUGUACAUAGCUAUGUAUGUUCCCAUAUACUCUGCCGGGUCUUUCUGAAGCAGCGCUGUAAUCUCAGUGGAACCGUCUCUACCUGUAAAUAAACUGUAACGUGUUGUGAGUUAGAAAGGUGGAGAGGCAGAAGAAGGGAGGAUUUGACUGUUUUUAGCGUGACUCUUUUCUGUCAUUUUUAUUCUGAUGGCGCGCACUUUAAAACGCCCCCCCCCCUUCUCCGCACACCUUCAAACACACAAUUUUCCAGAGAGGAAUUUCAGGACUGCUCCUGGAUGAUUGACACAUCUCCUCCCUCAUGUUAUCAUUUACACCAUCAGUCCCUCACAUCCCCAGCAUGAAUUUUCUAGAGAGGUUCCUGGACAGCUCGGAAGGGAAUACAUGCCUCCCUGUACAGUAUAUAAGAUGUUUAUGUUAUAGCAUUCAGGGAAGGACGUUACGUUUUGUGAGAUCAUGGCUUAUAUUGCACUUCACGCGUUUAACCGUAAACAGUAAUAAAAGAAGUCACGUUUUGUAAAAAAAUGGAAAAAUAUGACGAACAAAAAGAAUGUUGUACUGAAAUCUAGAUUAGGCUUUACACGUGUUGCAAAUGUGACAAUGAUGUACACAAAUUGUUUUCUGUGCAUUAGUGUAUUCUCUAAGUGACUAAGAUGAAGGGUGUUUCCGUGACGAUUUUUUAAAUUUCAAGCUAGUGGUCACAGACCAAUUCUGUUAGGAAAGUCUUAGAUACCGCAGAAGGGAGAUGGGUUUAAAAUGAUUUGAAAUAUGUUGUAUUUGUCCCUCAAGAAAAAAGACUUUUAAGUGUUUUAAAAUUACGUUUGUUUUAGCUGUAGUAAGAGAAUCUUUCUCAACACCAAGGUGAGACGUAACUAUCAUUGGCUUCUCUACCUCACCACCACCUCUCCUUCAGUAUCUUUCUCUCCUUUUUCCACUCCCUCACUCACAGAGGAAGACAGCAGCCAUUUCAUUUCACCUCAACAGGUGACCCACCUUUAAUCCAGAUUACGCACGCACACACACACACACACACACACACACACACAUGGAAACAGUACCAAUAUGGGAGUUUGUAAAUCUUGGAGAGUCCACUUUUAAUGGCUGCACUCAUGUUUGCUUUAGAUCUGGACACCACAGAAUUUUUAUCCACCUGGCUGAGGUUCUAGAGCUACUGGGCAUAUGUUUUCUAGAUUUUAAUCAUCUGGAGACCCUCUGUUGACUUAAAGACUGUUGUGUCCUGAGCUUUGAACAAAUGCAGUAAUUUAAGACAAGUACAUUCAAGGAAACAGCCUUAUACUUGAAGCUGUUGACUGUAAAGCAAUGCGCCUGAGACGCUCUAACUGAUAUAUUAGACCAGGCUGGUGCAUCAGAGUGGCCAGUUGUGUUGAUUUAAGGGUAAGACAACGUUCAAAACGCUUUCCCAAGGACCUCACGAUAACAGUAGGAAUCUGAGUAAUCGAAGAAAAGACAAUCGUCCAGUGAAUGGUUAACUUUGGCCCUUGUAUUCCCUUUGUAUGAUGUCUAGAAAUUCUCACAUACUUUUUCUCGUGUUAAUUUGUGCUGGUGACAGUUUUAAUGUCUGUUUUUAUUAUCAUUUUUAUGAUAAUUAUCAUUACCAUUAUGGGUAUCAUCGCAAAUGGUAAUUAUGAUAAUAAAUUUAGAGAGACGGUUUUUAUUUUCUGCGGUUUUUGUGUAGGUUAGGCAUCCUAUUUUUAUUUUAUUUUAUUAUAUGAAUAUUAUAUAAAUAUAUUAUAUUUUUUGUUUUCCUUUUUUUGUUGUUUGUUUCAGGUUUUUUUGUUUUCCUUCAAAGGGGUGUUACUAAUAUUGCACGAUUUAUUAAGUAAAACAAAACCGUUGUAGUAAUAUUAGUACUUCUUGCUAAUUGAGGGAAGCGAUAAAACAGGUUUGAUAGAACGACCAGUUCAAUGCUGCAAUUUUUAGUCAAUUGUACAAUAGUAUCUACACAUAGUUAAGGUGGGACAUCCACACAUUUAAUUUAUUCUGAUCAGACACAAUGCAUGGGCCUCAGACAAGCAAAGAAUGAGUCAUAUUAUAAAUAAACUGAAAUGUAAUUUCAAUAAGAAUAUACAACACACAAAACUAGAAUAGACAUUGAAGAAAAAAAGUUUUAAAAAAUAUAGCUAAUAUAUUGUGUUCGGCUAGUCUGCUUUGAGUUUUGUUGUAAAAAAAAUAAAAAGACAAAAAAAUAAAAAAAAGAUUCUGUUGUUUUCGGAGAAUGAUAUACAAUUUGUGUAUAUUUUCAUAAACAAAGUAUGCACUGAUAUGUUAUUACAAAUUCUAUACUGCUUUUACAAAAGAGUGUUUGUUAUUGUACCAAAGUAUCCAUUGUCCUUUAUGACCCUCCCCUUUUGCGUAUGUUUUAUUGUAUUUUAUAUAUUAAAUAGACAAGUUGACCUACACAGAAGUACGAGUCCGUCUGUUA